UGUCGUAAAAUGAAGCAAACCCUUUCAACUCUGGCCCUCCACUGCUAAACAGGCGUGGAAGUAGAGAAGCAUUUCUUGAUAUAUGAACUGUCUUCUAUUAUCUUAUUGUGUUUAACGUACACAUAUUUGCGCAGUAAUUCCGGACAAGCUUUGAGGAACGCGGUAACCGUUACAGCGACCAACGAGGAUGUUUAAAAAAUUUGAUGAUAAGGAAAAUGUGUCGAACUGUAUCCAGCUGAAAACAUCAGUGAUCAAGGGCAUCAAAAAUCAGCUAUUGGAACAGUUUCCAGACAUCGAGACAUGGCUCAAUCACAUAAUGCCAAAAAAAGACCCUGUCAAAAUCGUGAGAUGCCAUGAACACAUUGAAAUCCUGACAGUGAAUGGAGAACUGCUCUUCUUCAGACAGAGAGAAGGACCAUUCUACCCGACCCUCAGACUGCUGCAUAAAUAUCCUUUCAUUCUUCCCCACCAGCAAGUAGACAAAGGAGCCAUUAAAUUUGUCUUAAGUGGAGCCAACAUCAUGUGCCCUGGGCUGACGUCGCCAGGCGCGAAACUCUACCCAGCUGCAGCUGACACAGCAGUUGUAUCCUUUUAAACAUGAGGCUGCAUGUG
This is a messenger RNA of Notothenia coriiceps (black rockcod), 612 nucleotides long. It is a transcript of the gene mcts1, whose product is annotated as MCTS1 re-initiation and release factor. The coding region runs from base 188 to 595 and encodes 135 amino acids. The record is from RefSeq and is a predicted model, not a curated record. NCBI's taxonomy places the organism in Eukaryota, Metazoa, Chordata, Actinopteri, Perciformes, Nototheniidae. The transcript has 4 exons. Gene Ontology annotation, molecular function: RNA binding. Gene Ontology annotation, biological process: formation of translation preinitiation complex.